This is a messenger RNA of Symbiodinium natans, 678 nucleotides long. NCBI's taxonomy places the organism in Eukaryota, Dinophyceae, Suessiales, Symbiodiniaceae. The record is from the annotation of a GenBank genome assembly.
AUGCAUCAUGUACGCCUAGACAGAGUCGCUGCUGAACUCGGCCAGGUCUCAGCAAGGCUGGUGGAAAAACCGACUCGUGAAGAUGGGAAAGACCUUCGUGAAGCCAAUCGCGUUGGAUACCUGGAUGAGCGGUACUACAAGAAGGAGUCCGAUGGUUCGGAGUAUUCCCUGGUCUACGUCAACAUUCUCAGCGGCAUCACCCACCAGGUCCGAAUAACACUGAAGAGUCUUGGACAUCCGUUGGUGUCUGAUGACCGCUACCUGCCACGGACCGUGGCGUUUGACGAUGCAACCUGGUGCCCCCGAAACUUCCUGGUUGAAGUGAGAUCGGACUGGUUCGACAUGUGUGGCCCUUACAAAGACCGCAAAAGAAGGGCAUACAGCAGGAUCUCGAUUGAGAAUCCUUUGCCAAAGCUCUUCCAAGACAUUCUGGACACCAAGCUUACGAUGACAGAGAAGUUGGAUAACACUGCAGACAUGCACCUGGGUUGUGCGUCCGCUCCCGAAGGGAUCUACAGGGAACUGAUGGGACCGAAGGGAUCCGAAGGACUGCAGGAUGUGAGCAGGGCCCUACCCCCCCCCCCCCCCCUUAUGUUCCCCCCCCCCAUGGAACCCAACCCCCGCAACAUGGUGUCCGCCCCCCGCGGGCCCUCCCCAAACCCCCAAACCUCUCCCUAA